This is a messenger RNA of Anopheles gambiae (African malaria mosquito), 3311 nucleotides long. RefSeq lists its product as uncharacterized. The coding region runs from base 214 to 2748 and encodes 844 amino acids. The transcript is spliced from 4 exons. Gene Ontology annotation, cellular component: NuA4 histone acetyltransferase complex. Gene Ontology annotation, biological process: regulation of DNA-templated transcription. The record is from RefSeq and is a predicted model, not a curated record. NCBI's taxonomy places the organism in Eukaryota, Metazoa, Arthropoda, Insecta, Diptera, Culicidae.
CUGACAGUUGCGCUGUCAGUCGGACCGCAGAUGAACCAAUCUGGCAAGAUACGCCGUCCACCUACAGGGCCCAAAGAAAAGCGACCCAAAGCUGGCCCCGUGCGGAAAAGCAAAACAUUUUCGUAACCUUUUUUCGCCCCAGAACCGAACAGUUUUCCAGCACCAGCAGGGAAUUAGAAGCAGCGCCGUUGCGAGCCGCCCGACAGCAUCACCAUGCUGUACCUCGAGGAUUACUUGGAAAUGAUCGAGCAUCUGCCCCAGGAGCUGCGGGACCGAUUUACCGAGAUGCGCGAGAUGGAUCUGGCGGUGCAGAACAAUACCGAUGCGCUGGACAAGCGCGUUCGGGCCCUGUUUCAGCAGUGCCGGCGGGCCGAAAUCUCGUCCCCGAUGGCGGACGUCGAGUUCGACUCGAUACGCACCAACUACUACCGCGUGCUGGACGACUCGGACGAGAAGAUCCAGCUGGCCGGGCAGAUGUACGAUCUGGUCGAGCGGUACCUGCGCCGGCUCGACACCGAGCUGGACAAGUUUAAGUGCGAGCUGGAGGCGGACCAUAACGGCAUCACGGAGAUACUGGAGAAGCGCUCGCUCGAGCUGGACAGCAUGACGAGCAAUGGGGGUGCAAACCAGAAGGAGAAUCGGUUUUACGACACGCAGAACGCCCACCCGGCCGGCCACUCAGGUCGGUCGGACGGUGGCGGCAGCCGGUACAAGGUGAAGGCCGAGAAGCGGCGUGACAGCGUGGCCCCGGGCAUGUCGAUGGGGGCGGCCGCAGCGUCCGUUGAGAAGCGCUCCGCAGCCGGCACGUCCAAGCCACUCAACAAUAGCGCCCUGCGCCCAAACACCCCGGCCGUGCUGGCGGCCGGUGGGCUGGGAGUGGCGGGAGCGGUAGCAGCCGGAGCAGCAGCAGGAGGAGCGGCGGGACCGAUGGUGGUCGGCGGCGUGCCGGGAGCAAUCGGAGCGAUCGCAACGGGCGGUGUAGUGGGCGCGGCUGGGGCCGGUGCGCUCGCCACCGUGCCCUGCCCGCAGCCCGUCCCGGUGCUCGGUGGUGCAGCCGGUCCGGGUGCGGGUGGGGUGGCAGCGGCCACCUACAAUCUGCAGACGUGCGGCGCCGGCAAUGCGAUCGUGGCCGCCGCCAGCCAGGCCAUCGCGCAAACGCAGCAGAUGCAGCAGGGGCGCCGCACGGCCAGCCUGAAGGCGUCGUACGAAGCGAUCGGUGGGGUCGGGUCGCACGAGCUGCUGCUCAACAGCGAGCUUGCCGGCGCCACCCACAACGCGCUGCAGGCGGUCGAGCGGGAGUCGACCGCGUUCUCGAACCAGCGGCGGCAGAAGAAGAAGAGCGUCAAUGCCCUCGGCUGCGGCAAUCUGCGUACCAACCCGACCAUGCUGGUGAACGCUUCGAACGUCACGUCCAUGCUGUCGUCGAGCUCGCCGAACGUGCAGACGCUUUCCAGCUCGCCGUCGCUGUCCUCUGUCUCGGUGCACGUCCACACAUCGCCACUCCAGCAGCAGCAGCAGCAGCAGCAGCAGCAGAAUCAGCAACAGUCGCCGCAGUUUGCCGCUCAGCAGCAGCAGCAGCCGCAGCAGCAACACCAGUCGACGGUGCAGUCCCAGCAACUGCUAAUACACGCGAACACGCCCGUCAGCCUACAGCACGGUCAGCUGCAGCCGGUAAUGCAGCAGCUUACCUUGCCGCCGAUUCCCGGCAUGAAGCACCUGCCCGGACAGCAACAGCAGCAGCAGCUCCUCAACCAGCAGAAACCGGUGCAGCUCGUAUCGGCCCAGCAUCGGAUGCCGCGACAGCUGCAACCUCAGCAGCUACAGCAGUCGCUGCAAGCCCAACAUCUUCAGCAGCAGCAGCAGCUGCAGCGGCCGCAACUACUUCAGCAGCAAGCGCAACAGCUGCACACCGUUCCUCACCAGCAGCUGCUGCAGGCACAGUCCCAGCAGAAGCAGCAGCUGCAGCAGCAGCUAAAAUCCGUACAGCAGCACGCCACGUUCCAGCAGGCGCAACAGCAGCAGCAAGUCCAGUCGCAACUGGUCCAGCAGCAGCAGCAACAGGUCGUGCAGCACAUGCAGCAGCUGCCGGUGCAGCAGCAGUUGCUCGACCACAAAGACAUCCAGCUGCAAUCGUCCCAGCAAUUGCUGCAGCAGCAGCAGCAGCAGCCACAGCAAGUGUUCCAGCAACAACGGCAGCUGCUCCUACAGCAGCAGCAGCAACAGCUGCAACAGCAGCCACAGCUGCAGGCUGCCCAGCAGCAGCUGCUGCAGCUGCAGAACAAGCAGCACGGUGCCGGCGGCCAACAGGCGGUACAAGUCCUGCCCCAAUCGCUGCACCAGCAGCAACCGUUCAUGACGAGCGUGGCGCAGACGAGCGGCAGCAACGCGACCGUUGUCAACGUGUCCUCCUUCAUGGAUACGCUCAUGACGAACAGUGGCAGCACCGGCGGGACUGCUGGCACCAGCGGAACGAGCAGCAGCACCACCACCACCACCUCCGCCGCCGCUGCUGAACCGGCGGCCUCCGUCGACCAGGCGCCAGAAGGAGAGUGGUUCGAUCCGAACGAGCCACGCUACUGUCUCUGCAAUCAGGUCUCGUACGGCGAUAUGGUCGCGUGCGACAAUGAAGAUUGUCCCUUCGAGUGGUUCCAUUAUCCGUGCGUUAACAUAAGCUCCUCACCAAAAGGCAAGUGGUACUGUCCGCAGUGCAGCAGCUCGAUGAAACGGCGUGCUUCGAGAAAAAAUUAAUCAGCCAAUGGAGUGUUUUUUAUAGCUCUUUUAUUUAGAUUUUUUUUUUCUUCCUCGCAUGGAACACAGCCACACAUUUGGCAAGCAUUCUAGGGAGAGGGCAUUAGUAUGAAUUUAUUCUAUACAUGUGAUUUCCUUUGUUGCGCUAAUUGAACUUGCAGUGAACGGAGGCGAUUCCCCAUUCCCCAUGAACAGCUGGGCCUCCCGUUUCCCCUUUUUGAUAGUUUUUUUUUUACGAUUCACCCGCGGCCCCGCCAGAGUGAUGUAUUAAUGUUCCGUAAACUUUUUUGUUUCGUUUUAUUUUUGAGUCUUGUAGAGUUUGCAACGCAUUUAGGGUUUCAAUUAAGAGGAAGGGAAAAAAGCAAGAACACAUUUUUUAGCCCACAAUAUUCUUUGCUCAUAAGUCGGUACCGUGCCUACCCCAUUCUCUAUUUAUUUUGAACUUUGAAUUGAAUUGAAAACGGCCCAUUUGAAAACUUUUGUGAACGAAGAAUUGUAACACGUUGGUGAAGCAUUGGGGCAGCACUUGUUUGCUGAAAUAGAGAUGGCUUUUUCAAUUGUUA